UUAUUCAAAUUUUAUCUAACAACAAUGACCGCUUCAUUAUUUCAAAUUCGAAAUAGGCCAGAUCUGACGCUUGACAAAUGCAAAGAACAAAUUGAAUUGGCCAAAAAUGAAAACAAAACAUUUCUUCGUCAGGCAUUUCAAGCUCAUCUUGUUAAUUUACUCAAUCGAGAGAAGAAUUUUACUUCCGAACUGGUCAAAGAACUUAAAAAAAUUGAUGACAAGGAAUUGUUGGUUGAUGUUUUGUUGGAAGAGAGCAUUGCUUUUUAUCAUCUUUCAAACCUCACAAAAGCUCGUGCCUCUCUGACUAAUGCACGUACCAUUGCCAAUUCAAAAUAUACUCCUCCUGCUAUGCAAGCAAAACUCGACCUUCAGUCAGGCAUUUUACACGCAGCCGAGGAUCACGAUUUCAAGACGGCUUUUUCUUAUUUCUACGAGGCUUUCGAGGCGUUUGAUUCUGUGAAUGACAGCAAAAUGGCACAGAAUGCACUUAAGUAUAUGCUUCUUAGUAAGAUUAUGACAGAUAAUGCUGAUGAAGUGAACAGUAUUUUGGUUGGUAAAACUAUUUCAAAAUAUUCCGGUCCCGAAACUGAUGCAAUGAAGGCACUUGCCAAUGCUGCAAAAAAGCGUUCUUUGAAGGAAUUUAAUGAGACUUUUUCCAAAUACGGAGAUCAAUUAAUGGAAGAUCCUGUUGUCCAAAAACAUUUUUCUUCAAUUUCUGAUACAAUGUUUGAAAAGGAACUUUCUCGUUUAAUCCAGCCUUAUUCUUGUGUUCAAAUUGAGCAUAUUUCUAAAUGUGUUGGUUUGAAUCGUGAUUUGGUUGAAAAGAAAUUGAGUCAAAUGAUUUUGGAUAAAAAAUUUUAUGGUUGUCUUCAAGGUGAUGGAUUGCUUGUUAUUUUUGAUAAGGAAAUUGUGGACCCUUCUUUUGAGUUGGCAGUGGAGGCGAUUCAUGCGAUUGGAGAAGUGGUAGACUCUCUUGGGGACAGAGCAAAGAAAGUAAAAUAA
Meloidogyne enterolobii is the source of this 1002-nucleotide messenger RNA. NCBI's taxonomy places the organism in Eukaryota, Metazoa, Nematoda, Chromadorea, Rhabditida, Meloidogynidae. The record is from the annotation of a GenBank genome assembly.